UUUACUGUCAGUUUGAUAAAAACAUGAAGAUGGGAUCCUGCACAUUGGUUCUGAUCAUGUUUUUAGGUGCCCUCUGUGUUGCACAGGCACUGAGGUGCAACUACUGCCAGAAGAUUGACAGAGACAAUCCCACCUGUGAUGAGCUAAAGGAGAAAGAAUGCAGCAGUGGUUCUGACAAUUGCAUUACAAUCAGAUUGAAUCAUCCAGCCUACGGUGAGGUGCGCAGAUGUGCCCAAACUAAUGAGUGUAAUGCUCCGGUGCCUCCUCAGGUGGACAGAAAGUGCUGCAACACAGAUCUCUGCAACUGAUGUGCUCCAUCAGCCAAAUAUAUCUUACAAUGGUCUGCUUUUAUCUCAUUCUACUUAAAAUGUUCAAAACAGCUAUCAUAGUUAUUAACUGAUUCUGAUUUAAUACAUGUAAAUGUAAGUAGAGAAUACUAUAAAGAAAUAAAAGAA
This is a messenger RNA of Onychostoma macrolepis, 455 nucleotides long. RefSeq names its product lymphocyte antigen 6B-like. Lineage: Eukaryota; Metazoa; Chordata; Actinopteri; Cypriniformes; Cyprinidae. The record is from RefSeq and is a predicted model, not a curated record. The coding region runs from base 24 to 308 and encodes 94 amino acids. The transcript is spliced from 3 exons.